UUCUUCUUUUUUACCCUCGUCGUCUGUCGUCUUCUGUCUUGCAGAAGGUGGACGUAGAGAAGGUUAGGACAAGUUUGGAAAAGAGUUGUGUUUAGAACAGAAAUCUUCUCUCCACAAUGUUGAGAUCCGUCGCCUUCCGGCUUCACGGCGCCGUUCGAAGUGGCGUGCUCCAGACCGCCGUCAAAUCUCCGGUGGCCGUCCAGCAGCGUCUGGCCCAUGGCAAGCCCGAGCUGAGCGAGGCGGAAUUCGACCAGAAGUACGUCGACUUCUUCAACCGUCCCAACCUUGAUGGAUGGGAAUGCCGUAAAGCAAUGAACGACUUGGCCAAGAUGGACCUCAUCCCGGAGCCCAAGAUCAUCGUCUCGGCCCUCAAGGCUUGCCGCCGCCUCAACGACUACGCCAUGGCGGUUAGGUUCCUCGAGUCCGUCAAGGACAAGUGCGGCCCCAAAGUGAAUGAAAUCUACCCCUGGAUCAUCCAGGAAAUUAGGCCGACCCUGGAUGAGCUGGGUGUCAACACUCCUGAGGAGCUUGGAUACGACAAACCAGAGCUUGCUAUUGAAGAUGUCGAUUCAAUCCAUUAGAGUACCCAGUUGUAAGUGUAGCCAAUUUGUGUGCACUCGACAGUCUCGACUGUACACUUUUCAAAAUUCUUUACUUUCAUUGUUCCUGAUUGUCAUGGUCUCUAUCCUCUAUGUACAUAAUAUUAAAUAAAUCUAUUAUGGAAGUGA
Messenger RNA from Thrips palmi, 728 nucleotides. RefSeq names its product cytochrome c oxidase subunit 5A, mitochondrial (gene COX5A). Gene Ontology annotation, biological process: mitochondrial electron transport, cytochrome c to oxygen. The coding region runs from base 117 to 581 and encodes 154 amino acids. The transcript has a single exon. Lineage: Eukaryota; Metazoa; Arthropoda; Insecta; Thysanoptera; Thripidae. The record is from RefSeq and is a predicted model, not a curated record. Gene Ontology annotation, cellular component: mitochondrial inner membrane.